Molecule: messenger RNA, 777 nt
Organism: Orycteropus afer afer
Lineage: Eukaryota; Metazoa; Chordata; Mammalia; Tubulidentata; Orycteropodidae
Gene: CAAP1
Product: caspase activity and apoptosis inhibitor 1
Source: RefSeq, a predicted model, not a curated record
AAAUAUCUUUUGCCUUCUUUGGAAAAAGAACUGCUUUUGGCAGAACACAGUGACCUUGAAGAAGGUGGACUAGACCUAACUGUGUCAUUAAAACCAGUUAGUUUCUAUAUAUCAGACAAAAAAGAAAUGCUUCAGCAGUGCUUCUGUAUCAUAGGGGAGAAGAAGUUACAGAAGAUGCUUCCUGAUGUGUUAAAGAACUGUUCAAUAGAAGAAAUUAAAAAACUAUGCCAGGAACAGUUAGAACUCCUAUCUGAAAAAAAAAUCUUGAAGAUUCUUGAGGGUGACAAUGGUAUGGACUCUGAUAUGGAAGAAGAGGCAGAUGAUGGCUCUAAGAUGGGAUCUGAUUUAGUCAGUCAACAAGACAUCUGUAUAGAUUCUACUUCAUCCAUGAGGGAGAACAAGCAACCUGAAGGUUUGGAAUUAAAACAAGGCAAAGGGGAGGAUAGUGACGUACUCAGUAUAAAUGCAGAUGCUUAUGACAGCGACAUAGAAGGCCCAUGCAACGAAGAAGCAGUUGUUCCUGAGGUCCCAGAAAAUACAGUCCAGAGUGAAGCUGGUCAGAUAGAUGACCUGGAGAAAGACAUUGAGAAAAGUGUGAAUGAGAUUUUGGGACUGGCAGAGUCUAAUACAGAGGAACCCAAAGCAGCCACCCUGACUGUUCCUCCACCAGAAGAUGUUCAGCCUUCUGCACAACAACUGGAGCUGCUAGAACUUGAGAUGAGGGCAAGAGCUAUUAAGGCACUAAUGAAAGCUGGUGAUGUGAAAAAGCCAGCAUAG